AUGGACCAGGGAAACUCCCCUAGCAGGGAUGUCGCAGUACAAACCACACCCAUCGAGACUGGGGUGGAUAGCUUCGCUCAAACCGAUGAAACACCCCUUGGUGUAGUCUUGAGAGAUGUCAGAAUCGACACCCUUUUACCCCGGUUGGCAAGGCUUUUGGAUGCUCGAUUGGCGUCGCUAACACUGGGAGAUGGAGAAGAAGGGGAGGAGGAUGAAGAUGGAUCUCGGGUCCAUGCAGCACUCCAUUGGUUGGCCGACUCGGGGCCCGAUUCGAGUGACGACGACAAUAAUGAUGAUUAUGAUGAUGAUGUGGAAGGGGACGCUCCUGGGCUCACAAACGGCCACUCCGGUCAGUGA
This is a messenger RNA of Penicillium atrosanguineum, 357 nucleotides long. RefSeq lists its product as uncharacterized. The transcript has a single exon. Lineage: Eukaryota; Fungi; Ascomycota; Eurotiomycetes; Eurotiales; Aspergillaceae. The coding region runs from base 1 to 357 and encodes 118 amino acids. The record is from RefSeq and is a predicted model, not a curated record.